Drosophila gunungcola (fruit fly) is the source of this 855-nucleotide messenger RNA. Its product is annotated as ficolin-2. The coding region runs from base 33 to 773 and encodes 246 amino acids. The transcript is spliced from 2 exons. Lineage: Eukaryota; Metazoa; Arthropoda; Insecta; Diptera; Drosophilidae. The record is from RefSeq and is a predicted model, not a curated record.
AUUGAUUUCACAGUCAGAAAAAGUUCCGAAAUAUGAAACCCAUUUACUUCGUACUCUGCGUGUUUUCGCUGUGCCUUGUUUAUUUGACCAGUGCCGAAAUAGGCGAAACUGGGGAGACCGAGAGGUUCAAGAAGUACUCCGCAUCUUGCAAGGAAAUAAACCCCAAGAAGAGUGGUGUUCAAAAGAUCAAAGUGGGCAAUGAUGUAAUCGAGGUUUAUUGUGAUUCGACCAUUGCUGGAAGAGGGUGGCUGGUAGUCCAGCGAAGAGUCAGUGUCGAGACGAACUUCUUCCGCAAUUGGACCUCCUAUGAGGCUGGUUUCGGUGACCUCAAGGGAAACUUCUUCAUCGGUCUGAACAAUCUGAACAAGAUUACGGCCCUCAACCCUCAGGAGCUGUACAUCCAAUUGGUGGACUUCAGAGGAGAGGAGCGCUAUUCCCACUACAACCUGUUUAACGUCGGCAAUGUGUACAGUAACUACUCGCUGACACAGCUAGGCCUCUACAGUGGAUCCGCCGGAGAUAGUCUGAAAUACCAUCUCUACCAGCCCUUCAGCACUUUUGAUAGGGAUCACGACAAUAGCACCACCAAUUGUGCCGCCAGGUUCAAGGGAGCUUGGUGGUACAAAGAUUGCCUUUCUAGCAAUCUGAAUGGUGCCUAUCUGGGUGGUAACUACACCGAUCCCGAUCUCCUGGGCUCUGGAAUCACUUGGGGCGAGUGGAAGGGCUUCUCGUACAGCUACAAAACUGUCACUAUUAUGGUGCGCCCUAGAUAAACCUUAGGCCCAUGUGUAAAUCAUCGAAAAUUGUGAGAUACAAUUUACAAUUUAUUAAAAGAUUUGCAAAAAAAAUAAAAAU